Messenger RNA from Camellia sinensis, 1904 nucleotides. Lineage: Eukaryota; Viridiplantae; Streptophyta; Magnoliopsida; Ericales; Theaceae. The record is from RefSeq and is a predicted model, not a curated record.
CUCUCUCUCUCUCUCUCCAACUAUAUAUACAUAUAUAAACAUGCUCUGUAUCUAUAUAUUAAUCGUUCUUUAAAUCGCCUGUGUCUCUUUCUCUCUUGAUCAGGAUCACUUUGUUUAUUUUGUUUUCUUGUUUCACAGUGUUUUGCAAAAACUGCUUUUUGGGUGUCCUGUUCAGACAUCCAACCGUCAUGCUUCACUGUUCAAAAGCUUAAGAAGAGCUCAGGACCGCUCAUUCUCUUUAGAAAACACAACUGUUUUUUUGCUUUUUCUAUUUUGACAAUUCAAGCUUCCUAACUUGAGCCAACCAGACCCACUCUUUGAAUGCUUUCUGCAGAACAGAGAGCGCUUUUGAUCUUAGCUCUCGGGAAACUGCUUUGCUUUUUAUCGAAACGUUCUGGGUGUUGAAUCGUUACUUGAUUUGGGUUUUUGUUCAUGAGAAGACAUUGCAUUUCUCAAUUUGAUUAGCAAAGAUGAAAACAGAGGAAAGUGAUUCGAUGGUUCAGAACGCGCUUAAGAGUCUCUGCCGCAAUUACGGAUGGUCUUAUGGUGUUUUUUGGUGCUUUGAUCAGCGAAAUUCCUUGUAAGUAUUGUUGACUAUGGAAGAUGCUUAUUAUGAAGAGAAAAUGGGGAUUGUCAUUGACAAUAUGCUUCUGCAAGUCCACAUGCUCGGCAACGGUGUUGUUGGCCAAACUGCUUUCACUAAGAGACACCGAUGGAUGUUCUUAGAUGCUCUUUGUGGAGGACAGAAUCGCGUAGGUUCUACAGAAAAUUGGGAUAUGUUCCAGGAUGAUUCUGAGAUUCAUUGCCAAUUUGCCUCUGGAAUAGAGACAAUUACUGUAAUAUCUGUGGAUCCACGUGGGGUGGUACAGUUUGGUUCUACCCGGAAGAUUCCAGAGAGGAUGGAAUUUGUGGAUCAGACAAGAAGACUGUUUCGAGAGAUAGAAAACGGAAAUACUUUUAUUUUACCAGAAAAUAUUCCUUCAUCUUCAAAUGGUGAAGUUUAUGGCCGGAGUGGGUUGUUUGCUUCCUUAAUAUCAUCUGGAAAUUCGUUUACUGGGCUGAAACCUAUAGGUGCAAGCUCUGAAAAUUAUAUGGGAACAAUUUGUUCUUCAACUGAUCUUCCACGAUUAUCCCCAUUCACUUCAGACCAUACAAGGAAGAACUCAUCUCAUCUUGGAAACCAAUUGCAAAUGGCUAGCGCAGAAAUUCCAUUCAAGUUAUCUAAUAAGUCUAGUUUUCGGUUACAGCAGCCACUUUCACAGUCAACCACUUAUUUUGAUCACUCGGCUGCGCAAUCGCCUUGCAUUAGUACAUGGAGUAGUGGACACUCUUCUCUGACUUCAAUUGGGCAACAACUUCCAUCUCAAACAAGAUUUCUGGAAGCUUCACCAGUAUCAUCAGGUCUGAAUGGAGCUGAGGUUCUUGUCAAAAUCCCAGUAAAUCAUCCAUCUUAUUCUAUGCAAAGUUCCAUCACAAAUAUAUUUAAUUCCGAUGGAGACAAUAAUUUUUUAAAUGAUUAUAGUCUUGGAAAUGACAUGUUUGAUGGUUUGGGAGUAGAUUUUGAGCAUGGACAGGCAGAGAAUUUUUUGGAUGACAUUCUGAUCCCAGCAGUAAGUGGUGGCCACCUGGAUUUUAGUACAACUGAUGCUUCAGGAAAAAGCAUCUGCAGAGCGUCGUGUUGGUUCCAUGGUUGGCCCCCAGGAAAUGUUAUUCUCCAAAUUAGGACUUCAGAAGUUUUUGGAUGGUAUUGGUGGUAGUUCUAAUUCCAGUGCCAGCUCUGGUUUGGAGGAUGAAUUAUCCUCAGAAAGUAAAAGAAAAUUGGGAAAUUGCUCAGUUAGUGGUGAUCAAAUGCAGUCGACAAGCCCUCCCUACUUUGGCGAGAACAUGAACUCAUUGCAGCCCAU